Messenger RNA from Fusarium fujikuroi IMI 58289, 1467 nucleotides. RefSeq lists its product as uncharacterized. The coding region runs from base 1 to 1467 and encodes 488 amino acids. The transcript has a single exon. NCBI's taxonomy places the organism in Eukaryota, Fungi, Ascomycota, Sordariomycetes, Hypocreales, Nectriaceae. The record is from RefSeq and is a predicted model, not a curated record.
AUGGCCAGAACUCGACUCCAAAAGGCCACAACGGACUACUUUUCAAAAGUCCCCCCCGAGAUCUUGCGCUCUAUAUUUGAAUAUCUCUGUCCUCACUGCUGCUACGAGUACGAGUGGCCUUUUGGAGCCCCGCCGGAGUCCAAGAGAGCUGUAGACAAAACGACUUUGUACGAUCUAUGCCUGGUCUCGCGGUAUUUCCGUCGCUUUGCCCAAGAGGUAUUGCAUCAUUCCUUCGAUCCUCGCUACCCUCACUAUCCAAGAAGGAAUGCUCCAACAUGGAAUGCUACAAAUGCGUGGAAGAGAAGGCUCGAGCCAUUCCUCCACACCAUCGCUUCUCGCCCAGACUUGGCCCGCUCUGUCAAAACGGUCUUUUUGAAAACCCGCUUGCUCGAAUCACUUGAAUUUGAUCAAAGCCGAAAAGCUUUCGACACUUGUGCACGUGUCUUUGGAAGCUGUGCCAUAGAAAUAGGUCAAAAAACCCUGAGUACUCACGCUUCUGCGGUAAGACGAUCGUUUUUUCGAGGGAUACCUCCUCCGGAAAACAUUCUGCUCCAAGACUUUAUCCCCUUAGUUGCAGGUCAACUGUUGUCCAUUCUGGUGGCUAUCCUCCCGAACCUGAGUCACAUUAGUAUUGAAAAGGAUGGCCGGUGGCGGUUCGAUGUAUCACCUCCUACUCUCGACAGUCUGGGCGUCAGCUCCAUUCCUCUCAAGAUACUCGAGACUGAUUCUACUCUCCCAAAUUUACUUGCUCGGACGCCGGAACUUGAGACCUUGGUGACUUGCGCGACAGAGAAGUUCCCGAAUAUGCCUUGCCUAAGGAACCUUCACAUUCGAUCCCAGAAAGCCGUUGAUGCCCCUGUCAUACAGCGUCUUCUAUCAGCAUGUACUGGUACUCUAUCCACGUUUUCAUACACUUCAUUCGACUCUGACAUCCUUGAAGUUGUAAGCGUCCUCGACAAACCCAGGUUCCACGCAAGUCUUGAGACUCUGUACCUUGACAUGAAAAGGAGCGAUUACCGGGGCAGUCAUAAAAUGCCCAGCUUAAAGCAGUUCACCCACCUCAAGAGACUCUUCCUCCCUACAUACUUUCUUUACGGCCCGGCAUACUCCUCCUGCUGCCAGGGAAAGUGCGAGGUCAAGUCUCUUGCUAGCACCCUUCCGCCUAGCAUCAUGUCUCUUGAUCUCUUGGAACGGUCGCAGAAGCCAAAUGGCCGUAUGUAUGAUGAUCUAGUCAUCCUAGCCAAGGAUGUAGCUUUCGCCUUCCCCCAGCUAAAGACAAUUCGAAGCAACUCUGAUCAUCUCUGCGAUGAGUACUCUGAGGCUUUGUUCAAGAGCGUCGGGGUCGACCUCAUACGUCAGGAUCUGACCAUAUGUUCCUGGAUAGACUCAGGUCCCAGGAUCUUUGGCUCGACAAAUUAUGAUCGCAAUCUAUCUUGGUAUGUCACUUGGUAUUUCGAUGCCUUGUGA